CCCGUGUCAUCAAUUAUCAAACAGUCGUUAGGUCAACAACAAGUGCCGGCCGGAAGCAGUCAUCAUGGCAGAGAAAGAACUGUUCGACUUCAAGCAUUUAUUGGACGAAUUUACUGCCUCAAAAACACCAGAACAUUAUAUUUUGAUGGAACAUUAUGUUAACGCAUUCAACGACUUGUCACGGUUCUUUGUUCUGAUGGGCACCGCUUUUGGCUUCGUCUCCAAGGACAUCAACGAGAAAGUGGGCAUCCUGAAAGCCCACCGCGCCGAGAACCCGGACCACUUCGUCACCAUCCAAUCCAUGGUGGCCUACGAGGUCGAAAACAACCUGACCCAAGCCAAGACCCCAUCGGGUCUUCUCUCCGGCUCCCGCACCUUGCUUCGCCUCCACCGAACCAUGGAUUUCGUGGCAAAGUUCCUCGGGCGAUUGCAAGACAUGAAGGACGACGAGUACACGAGCAAGCCCGCCGCGGAGGAAUAUAACAGAUCGCUGGGCAAGUUCCACCCCUGGAUGAUUCGUAAGAUUGCGGGCCUGGCCAUGUACACGCUGCCCACCCGCGCGGUCUUCAUCCGGAAGUACUGCAAACAGGAGAAAGAGGAGCUAGAGAAGUUGGUCGGGCCGACGGCUGCGAUUAUGACGGAGAUUGCUGACAUCACGCAGCAGUUGUACACCGAUAAUGACUUACUGGAUCUCCCUUGAUGAUAACUUACAUGCAGUCUAAAAAUUUAGGACAAUCAACAUGCUGUAUUGAGACUUAAAUUUUAAGCUAAUAUGAAAUGGCCGCUCAUACUUACUAGGUACAGUGAAGUGUGUGAAUUGAAUACCUCACGCAAAGGCUCUACAGUGGAACACCGCUAUAACGAACAUCGCGGGAUCCACAGAAACUGUUCGUAAAUAGCGAUCGUUCGGUAUAGCGAUUUUAAGCUGCCAGUGCUCCGAUACUCAUUUUUCAAUAAAUAGCGCCCUUCAGAACUUCCCCCCUUCACGCCCUGGUACUAUUGGCUCCUGAAAGAUCACUUAGAAUACGUGCCGACUAUUGGAUAAUGUCAUUACACAGAUUGUGAGCUUACUACCGGUACCUACAGCAAUGGGUGGCUUUCCCCUUCUAUUCCUUGGGGAAAUAAUAGCCACUUUUCACUCUUUCAUUGUAUUUCCAUACAUCCUUAACUGUGCUGUUACACCCCAACUCUGGUAGGGGUGUGCAUCGCAGCUGGGUACCAGUGUACCCAAACACUGAUGUUCCAGAUUAUGGGAUCGGAUACUAGUGUGUGAAGUAAAUACCUCGCCCUAACGCUCCAUUUCCAUACAUUUUAGGCAGUGUAUAUUUUGCUGGAGACGGCAAACCUUUAGUAAACGUUAGUUUGCCGGAUAUGCACUGAACAUGCGCAGUUACUGUUUUUUGGUAC
Molecule: messenger RNA, 1407 nt
Organism: Patiria miniata (bat star)
Lineage: Eukaryota; Metazoa; Echinodermata; Asteroidea; Valvatida; Asterinidae
Product: ceramide-1-phosphate transfer protein-like
Exons: 2
Coding region: 65-700 (211 amino acids)
Biological process (GO): intermembrane lipid transfer; ceramide transport
Cellular component (GO): cytosol; cytoplasm; membrane
Molecular function (GO): ceramide 1-phosphate transfer activity; ceramide 1-phosphate binding
Source: RefSeq, a predicted model, not a curated record